CCCUUUCUCUCCUCACCCGAUCGCCGCUGCUCCCUUCAGUCGCUACCGCUGCCGGCCAUUGCCUGCGCCUUCCCCUCUUCCCCAUCCAAGCCGCCUGCGCCUUCCCCUCUUCCCCAUCACAAGCCGCCAGUGGCCGACGCCUUCCCCAUCUUAAGUCGCCGACGCCUUCCCCCCUUCCCAUUGCAAGAUGUAGUCCACCUCCGCACCAUCGGCGUCAUCCCACUGACGAGGACGCCUCCGUUGUCGCUGCCCGCCAACGAGGAUCCUUCUGCUGUCGUCGCCGGCCGCCCGCCGUCCGCCGACGAGGAUGCUGUCUCCGCUGUUCCAGUUGGGUGUGAAAUCGUUUGUAACGUGAAUCGAUACGAUUUCAUCGAUUCUAUACGAUUUCAACGAGUUUGUUUCGAUUCUACUGCAAACUUCGAUCUCAAUCGAUCCCGGAUCGAUUCACUGCUUCCGGAUCGUAGGAUCACGAUCCUGAUGGUGUGUGUAUAUAUAUAUAUCACUCUCUUGUAAAAUCGAUUCAAACUUGUUGGACCUUAUCCUUGUCCAUAUCAAGUAACGAGCAAAACCACACAAAUAUGAAAUACAUAGCACCCAUCCCUAAAAUUGCCCACCCGCUUUUCUCUCGGAGAUGGCCACCGUUGCGCUGCAAUCGCCGCCUUCGAUGCUCCGCAGCCGCCGCUCCUUGACCUGCUUCCGUCCGCCUUCAGCGAGGCAGCACCUCAGUAAUCGCGUCCGAAGCUCCGCCGAUGCCGGGUCGGAUCUUGUGGCGGAGAAGGACACAGCGUCGUCUCUUUCCGAAGAUAGGCCUGUGGGAACUCAGAAACGGUCCUCAUCUCUCAUCUCCGCCGCAAACGUCCAGAAGGCUAUUAGAGGCCUCGCGAUAACUGACGCGGACCAUUACGGAAGGCUUGGCAUCAGUAGGAAGUCAUCCUAUGAUCAGAUUAAGGUUGCAUAUGAAAACAAGUGCGAGGAGUUGAUGAAUAAAGGAUUGGACGAAGCAGAAAAAAUGGAAGAACUAGAACUUUUGAAGGAAUCAUAUGAUAUACUAUCAUCUGAAGAGGAAAGAAGGCUAUAUGACUGGAGUUUGGUUAGAAGUGAGAAACCAGAUAGAUAUGUGUGGCCAUUCGAGGUAGACAGAAUUAAACUUUCAACAGAACCACCUCCAGCACAGGAGCCCGAAGAUGUUGGUCCUACAAGGCUUGUUGGAUAUUUUUUCUUAGCAUGGUUGAUUCUGUCUGUUGCUUUAUCUGUAACCAUCAACAGAUGAGAUAAGCCUUCCUUCAUUGUAUUGAAAAACAUGCUAGUUACAUUCAACAAACGCAGUUCCUUAAAAUAUGAGAUUAAUGUAUCUUCACUGUAUCAAUGAAAGGUUUGUUUUUUCUUGGAAAA
Messenger RNA from Zingiber officinale, 1392 nucleotides. Its product is annotated as NAD(P)H-quinone oxidoreductase subunit U, chloroplastic-like. The record is from RefSeq and is a predicted model, not a curated record. Lineage: Eukaryota; Viridiplantae; Streptophyta; Magnoliopsida; Zingiberales; Zingiberaceae. The transcript has 5 exons. Gene Ontology annotation, cellular component: chloroplast; NAD(P)H dehydrogenase complex (plastoquinone); chloroplast thylakoid membrane. The coding region runs from base 632 to 1270 and encodes 212 amino acids.